This is a messenger RNA of Beauveria bassiana ARSEF 2860, 837 nucleotides long. RefSeq lists its product as uncharacterized. The transcript is spliced from 2 exons. NCBI's taxonomy places the organism in Eukaryota, Fungi, Ascomycota, Sordariomycetes, Hypocreales, Cordycipitaceae. The coding region runs from base 1 to 837 and encodes 278 amino acids. The record is from RefSeq and is a predicted model, not a curated record.
AUGUCAACUCCAGCACAAAAAGCCAAUUUAGCUCGCAUACGAGACAACCAACGGCGCUCUAGAGCACGAAGGCGAGAAUAUCUGCAAGAGCUAGAACAACGCCUCCGACUCUGCGAGUUGCAAGGCAUCGAGGCCACAGCAGAGGUUCAGAUUGCGGCGCGGCGCGUUGCCGACGAGAACCGACAGCUGCGGCAGCUCCUCAACGAACAUGGCUUCAGCCAAGAAUACAUUAAUCGCUUCUUGCAGGCUGGAAACGUCGUGGCCGCGGGGGGUCCCGGCAUGAACCACAGACAGGCCUUUGCCGCCGCCGCCGCCGCCACCGGAGAGCCUAGCAUGGCUUCGCAUGCGCUCCAGCAAGCAUUGGUGCCGCGGCGGCCAGCGAGCCUCGAGCCCAACGUUCCGUUUACCUCGGUCACGAGUCAAGUCAUGUCCGACUCCUCCAUCUCGAGCACUCCUUCGGUUUCGACUUCCACGCCGUGGGACGCGAUGCCCGCCGAAUCUUCAUAUAGCCACAAUCCAGGCAUGCACCUCCAAACGACUGCUCUGGCAAGCCAAUCUUCGCAACAACAACAACAGCAGCAGCAGUACCCUGCGGCCAUGUUCAUGACAAAUCAAAACAGGGGACCAGAGGCGUAUCUGAACCAAUCCGCACAUUUAGGCUCUCUUGCAUCGACAUCAGGCAUCACCCAAUCUAUGCUGCAGCAGCAACAGCAACAGCAGCAGCAGCAUCAUCAGCAUGGCAGAGGACAUAUGCAUUACGAUGGCUCAAUGAACAACUAUCACACAGAGGAUGAUAGUAGUUACGGUGAUGGAUCUACUGGCGGUUGGCCAGGGUAG